This is a messenger RNA of Pan troglodytes (chimpanzee), 883 nucleotides long. RefSeq names its product FAM131B antisense RNA 2 (gene FAM131B-AS2). The transcript has 2 exons. The record is from RefSeq and is a predicted model, not a curated record. Bases 1 to 654 code for a protein of 217 amino acids. NCBI's taxonomy places the organism in Eukaryota, Metazoa, Chordata, Mammalia, Primates, Hominidae.
AUGGGGGGUGAGGAGCGGGGCGUUCUCCCUCCCAGCACCCCCCAGCUGACUCUGUGCCCGGAGGGGGUGUGUGAGCCGGAACCUCCAGCAUUCUUGGGGAUACGAAAUUCCAACGCUGGGCAGCCUCUUAAGGCUUCUAGGAAUUCGCAUCCCCCGCGCCCCAGCCAUCAGAUCGGUUGCGAGAGGGACCGUUCGGGUCCGCGGGGCCAGGAAUGGAGGUGGGAGGGCGGGGCCGAGACGGCGGCCGCCUGCGGACUGGAGACCCGGGAGGACGGACGCGGACGCGGGCUGCUCGUCUUUUACGGCCCUUCAACGCCCACCACGACCCACUCCUCUUGGAGACCCCGGGCGACGGUGGGGCUCUUGGGCUUUCUGAGACUGCGCUUGGUGGAGCCCCCUACUGGCCAGACUGGAUUUCUCAGCCUGCGACUCAGCCCCAGGCUACACGAAAGAAGCCAGACCUGGCUUUUACUGCCUCCUGAGGCCUUCCUCUUGUUCACACUGAGUGUCCAGUCCCUCCAAAUCCGGCUACACUCUACUGGCAAGGAGCACCUGGGCCAUGUUUUAGAGAUCAUCCGAGGACUAACCCCAAAAGUGUAUGAAGAGAAAGCAGAGGCCGAGCUGAAGAGAUGGACCCGGGUCACACCCAGGUAAAGGCAGGAUCUAAACUGAAACUGGUGUCAGAUCUGGUUGCCUUGCACCCCUCAUAUCAGGUGAAGCAACACUGGGCAGGAUAGAGCAGAGUGAGGUCAGAGUGUGAAGAUCCAGCCUGAUGCCCAAACUGACGCCUCUUCAUUCUCCCCUGCUCCAUCUGUAAAAGUCACGGUUAAUCCAUCUACUUUAUUGCAUUAUAUGGAGAAAUAAAUGAAAUGUCAUAGCUGUA